UUGACGUUUUAUUAGCUUUGCUAAGAGCAGAAUGUUUAUGUAUGGUGUUGUUUGUAAUGUAUUGUGAUUUGGAAGUGCUUGUGAAUUUCUUAAUCGCGUAUUAGUUUACGUUUCCCAGUAUAAUUGACUCGUAUUUUCAAUUUCUGUUAACAUUCAAAGGACGAUAUUUGAUUAUGGAUCCGCUUGUGUCAGAUCUUUAUGCCAUCCACGAGGGUAUUAAGGUGGAGCCGGAAUCGAAGGAGAAUACGGCCCAGGAUUCAACGAACACAACACAAUCAGAUAAUUCUGGUCAUCCACCAGUCGUUCCAUCAUCAGUUGCCCAACCAACAACACCUCAACAACCUGCAGCAGCCGUCUCACCAAACCAUUCAAGUGCGGACAACCAGAGUUCAUCGCAGAACGCCACACAGCCAGUGACAGCAGUGACAAAAGGAACUGGAAGCUCAGAUGAAAAAGCUCCAGAUUCAUCAGACAAUGGUAAUAAACCCCGUGCUGGCUGGCCUAAGGGAAAGAAGCGGAAAAAGAGCCAGCGUGAUCAAACUGCUCCUCGACAACCACUGACAGGUUAUGUGCGGUUUUUAAAUGAUCGCCGUGAGAAGGUGCGAGCAGAAAAUCCAAACCUCCCUUUUCCAGAAAUAACAAAACUGCUAGCAGUGGAAUGGAGCCAGCUCCCACCAGCCCAAAAACAGAGCUAUCUAGAUGCUGCUGAACAGGAUCGUGAACGCUAUGUCAGAGAACUAAAUGCCUAUAAACAAACAGAAGCUUAUCGUCUAUUUACACAGAAGCAAGUGGAGAAGAAACAGCGUCAAGAUAAACAAGUAGAGCAAGUUGUCCAAGAGGAUACAGAGAAGGAUGCAGAUUUCAAUGGACUUGACAUCCCCAUAUUCACAGAGGAGUUCCUUGAUCAUAAUAAAGCUCGUGAGGCUGAACUGCGACAGUUACGAAAGUCUAACACAGAUUAUGAACAACAGAAUGCUAUUUUGCAAAAGCAUAUUGAAAACAUGAAAGCAGCUGUCGAGAAGCUGGAGGCUGAGACAGUGCAACAGCAGAGUAGUAAUAAUGCACUCCAGCAACAUCUGGAACAUCUGAGGACAAACCUCUCGGCAGCAUUUUCAUCACUCCCUCUCCCAGGAACUAAUGAGCUGCCCACAGUUGCUACUGUUGACGGCUAUAUAACAAGACUUAAUGCAGUUCUUAUGGACCAGUCAGCUCCAGACCAUGACGGACUUGCAGUCCGUGUGCGAGAGUUGGUCAACAGUUUAGAGUUUCCAGGAUGACCUUUCAGAGUGACUGAAAAAAUAAGGACAUUAUAGCCACAAACUCUAACAGACAAUUUACUAUAAAAUAUUUCAUUUCUCAUCUUAAUUUUCAUUGUACAAGAUACUGCAGUUCAUCUGUACAUUAGCUCUAAAAUAAAGUGAUGUGGGUAUGCUCUCUCAAAUAGCAAUUUCUUAUUGUAAUAUCCUACAAAGACUGGAAACAAUUUUUAAAAAGUGAAAGUACAGUGGUCUAAGUAUGAAAUUGUAUAUUUUAAUUUGUUUCAUAUCAGUAAUUAAAGUAAAAAAUAAAUCUCUUCAGA
This is a messenger RNA of Schistocerca cancellata (South American locust), 1579 nucleotides long. It is a transcript of the gene Hmg-2, whose product is annotated as high mobility group protein 20A. Bases 174 to 1277 code for a protein of 367 amino acids. Gene Ontology annotation, cellular component: nucleus. Gene Ontology annotation, biological process: regulation of gene expression. The transcript is spliced from 7 exons. NCBI's taxonomy places the organism in Eukaryota, Metazoa, Arthropoda, Insecta, Orthoptera, Acrididae. The record is from RefSeq and is a predicted model, not a curated record.